AAUUACCAAUGAGGAUUAAGGUAUCAUUUGUAAAAGAAACGUCAUUUACUUCCAUUUUGCUUCGUGUACAAAGCAGUCAACGUAAAUAUCUCAAUAUUUACACAACAUAUUGUUGUGAAAGACAAUUUCAUAAAAAGAUUAAAACUGGUGGUGUUAUUAAAAAAUGUUCUUAUGGGAUUGGUUUACUGGUAUUUUAAACUUCCUGGGUUUAUAUAAAAAGUCGGGAAAGUUGGUAUUUUUAGGUUUAGAUAAUGCAGGAAAAACUACUUUACUACAUAUGUUAAAAGAUGACAGAAUGGCACAGCAUGUUCCAACAUUACACCCUACAUCUGAAGAACUAUCUAUGGGUGGUAUGAGAUUUACAACUUUUGACCUUGGAGGUCAUCAACAAGCACGUAGGGUAUGGAAAGAUUAUUUCCCAGCAGUAGAUGGUAUUGUAUUCCUUAUUGAUGUCUGUGAUAGAGAACGAUUUGUGGAAGCUAAAGCUGAAUUAGAUAGUUUACUGACAGAUGAACAGGUUGCCAAUGCCCCAUGUUUAGUUUUAGGUAAUAAAAUUGAUAAAGCUGGUGCCGCUAGUGAAGAUGAAAUAAGACAUUGGUUUGGACUCCAUGGACAGACGACAGGAAGGGGUACAGUUGCAAGAAGUGAGUUACCUGGCAGGCCUUUAGAACUGUUUAUGUGUAGUGUAUUAAAACGUCAGGGAUAUGGUGAAGGUUUCCGAUGGAUGGCACAAUAUAUUAAUUAAAUCAUCAUUGGAUGAAUGAGAUGGAUGCAUGUUGUAAGAAAGGACGUCACCAAACCUCAUUUUCAGACAGAAUUUUAUACAAAUUGUAUAUUUUGUUAACACUUAAUGUACAGAUAAUAAUAUAAGAUUAUUAGAAUAACAAAAGAACACAAUCAAGGGUUGUUUAUAGUAUAAUUAUUUUGCAAUGUUCAAUUUAAGUAUGAUCCAUCCUGAAGUAGUUAGUUGAAGAAGACCAAGACUAUAGCUGGUAAUUUUUUUAUGGUAAAAGCUUUAAUCUCAUAGUCAGGAUGAGUAAAAGCUACUGUUGAAUAUCGUUAAUAGUGACAACUUUUUUGAAGAAAAAUAAAACAUGAUGUACUGUAUAAGAAGUAAAGUUGUAGUGUGUUACUCAGAAAUUUGAUAGCAUGCUACUUGUACUAAAAUAGUGUUAUAAUAAUAAAAUUCUUGAUAGACAUUGAAUGAUGCAUUUAUUAUUAUGAAAAAUGUUUAAACAUCAGAUUCAUUAAACUUGUAACAAAACAUAUGACGAGCAAUCAAAAACAUUGUUCCUGGUGACUUUUUGAUCCCUUGCUUGGUCAAUGGAGGCAUUCAUUGUCUUAUUCAAAGAGAAUAUUUUGUAAACAAGCUACAAACUUAAGUAUAUGAUAUUUGACUUGGUUUUUUGAUUGCAUUGAUGAUGAUGUUAAACAUUACACAUGAUUAAACAUGGAAUAGCUGGCUAUAUAAUUGAGGAUUUCUAUUAAUAAAUCUUAGAGUUUGAAUUUUUUACAGAUAAUUGUUGUCUCUUGAACAAUAUUCUGGUUCAAAUGUGUUACAAUUACUUAAUUUGUAUGAUGUUCUGGGCAUUAAACAUGAUAUCUUCAUUUAUAUAAAAAAAAAAAUUUAAAAGUUAAUAGUUGAUAUUACAUUUCAAUCAAUUCAUCUGACUAAGCAGAGCUAAUGUAAUAAGUUUAUUUUCAAGGUGUAUCAUCAAUCCAUCAGAUUUCCAUGAAAAUCUAAAUUUUAAGCUCUGCCAGAUGAAAAUGAUCAAAAUGUACUAAAAACAGUUACAUUGUAAAUUCUAGUUGUCAUUUAAGUGAAACAAUUCAAGAAGAUUGGUUAUUGACCUCAUAUAAAUGAAUUUUGUACAUGUUUUAGUGGUUAAUAUUCCCUGGACUAAUUUAUUGUUCUCAGAAACUUAGAUAAUAAAGCAUACUUUGUUUCUAGUGACUCACUUUUGUCUUCCAUUUCUGUAACACAGAUUUAUAAUAUGACCAUCAAAAAUUUGCCAGUCUUACAGAAUUAAAAAAACAGUCAUUAAAGGUACUCAUCAAUAGUACCUGGUAAAGUAUACAAUGUACAUAGCUUUAAGUUAGAAAUAUAUUAGAUUUUUGAAAAAAAUGCUUCUUUUGAACCUCAAUCACAUGUACAGUACAUCAAUCACAGGGUAGUAAAUGCUUUUUUUUACUGCUAUCUUUCGUUUAGCAUGAAUUUGGUGUAACAUCUCUGAGACUAGUUUUGUGUUGUAACCUAUUUUUUGGGGGGAGUUCGUACAAAGUUUGUUUGCAGCCACCUCAGAAAAUUUUGUCUUAAUAAGUUUAAAGAUACCAUUUCCUCAUCUUCUGAAGUUGAAACAUGCUUCAAGGAUGAGUGCAUGUGGGUUUUUUUUUCGUUUUCCAUGAACAUCAAUAAAUAUUGAAUAAAUAGUGCAAUGCAACUCCACUAAAUCUUAAAUAUUUAAAGAUAGUUUUUGGUAUAAAAAGCAGAAAGUUGUGGUUCUAAGAUUUUGACUGCCAAAAUUUUGCAAAGGACAUACACAAUUUUUGUAUUUUGAUGUGGAAAUGAUAGUGAGAACCAGCAGAUUCAAGGACCAUCAGUUAAAAUAUAUUUUCGAGAACUCUGAUAAAAAGAUGAGUUUAAGAUGUUUAUAUAUUAUGAAAGAAUUGUCAAAUAUUGUGUGUAUCAUACAUACUUUGAUGGCAUUGGUCUUAAAAUGGUAAAUAAAAGGACAUAACUUUAAUCCAGUAGUUAUUGCAACAGCAAAAAAUCAUGAAACAUUUCCAAUUUGAAUAGAUUGUAACCCUUUGUCGGUAAAGAUCACAAUGUUGAGGCUGUAUAAUUAGUUUAUUUAGAUAUGUAUUAUAACAUAUCUGUUAGAGUGGCAAAUUCCUUUGUUUUGAAUUUGAGAAAAAUUAUUGAUAGUUUGCUGUAUCCCAAAACACAUAUUAUAUUUUGUAUACAUGUAAAAUUACCAGGAUAAUGUUUGUUAAAUGUAACUUGUACCCCAUUUCAGUAUGACUUGUAUUCUGAAUUAUGUUGAAAAUUAGAUUUAAAAUGAAUUUGAACUGUUUUAACAUGUUCCAUACUUGAAUAAAAUGCUUUUAACAUAAAGAGAA
This is a messenger RNA of Mytilus californianus (California mussel), 3120 nucleotides long. RefSeq names its product GTP-binding protein SAR1b-like. NCBI's taxonomy places the organism in Eukaryota, Metazoa, Mollusca, Bivalvia, Mytilida, Mytilidae. Gene Ontology annotation, biological process: vesicle organization; membrane organization; intracellular protein transport. The record is from RefSeq and is a predicted model, not a curated record. The coding region runs from base 164 to 745 and encodes 193 amino acids. Gene Ontology annotation, molecular function: GTPase activity; GTP binding. Gene Ontology annotation, cellular component: endoplasmic reticulum exit site; COPII vesicle coat. The transcript has 7 exons.